This is a messenger RNA of Corythoichthys intestinalis (scribbled pipefish), 2527 nucleotides long. It is a transcript of the gene ccdc61, whose product is annotated as coiled-coil domain containing 61. NCBI's taxonomy places the organism in Eukaryota, Metazoa, Chordata, Actinopteri, Syngnathiformes, Syngnathidae. The transcript is spliced from 13 exons. Bases 245 to 1735 code for a protein of 496 amino acids. The record is from RefSeq and is a predicted model, not a curated record.
AUGCACGCAGCGAAUGAAAUAGAAGAAGAAGAAUUGAACGAUUCCCGGUAGUUGAACCGCCUCGGGUCCUCCCGUAGGUGACUUACUAUUUGUUUUGGAGACCCGGACAAAAAUGGCAAUAACGCGGAUUUAAUUGUCAUUUAAUGGCUUUAGCGAGCCAAUACACCGUGAUGUUUUCCCAACAUUAAUUGUUUGCUGGUGAUUAGCGCCUUCAAGACUCAUCGCUGGACCCAAAGAUAUAAACAUGGAGGCGGGCUCGGAGGUUACGGAGAACAUCGCGUUCCGGGGAGUGGAGUUUGCCGUGAAGGUAGAGGUGGAUAACGGUGUUCUGCUGGUAGAAAUCUCUGAUUCAAAAACAGCAGAUCAAUGGAAAGGAGAAUUUGAUCCAGCGUACAUCGAAGACCUGACACGGAAAACCGGCAACUUCAAACAGUUUCCCAUUUUCUGCAGCAUGUUGGAGUCGGCAGUGAGGAAGACAAGCGAUUCUGUCACACUGGACCUGUUGACCUACGCAGACUUGGAGCUGCUGCGGAACAGGAAAGCGGGGGUGGUGGGUCGCCCUCGAGGCCACCCGCAGUCGUCGGCGCUCACCGCCAAACGUUACCUUAUUCUCAUCUACACCGUGGAGUUUGACAGGAUACACUAUCCUUUACCGCUGCCCUACAUCGGCAAGCCCGACCCGGCCGCUCUGCAGAAGGAAAUCCGGAGCCUCAGGGCAGAACUUAGCGCGCUAACCUCUCAGGGGGUCGGCAAGUCCGCGGAACUCGAAAUCCAUCGCUUGCGAGCGGAGCUGGCCCUGAUGAAGGAGGAGAAAGAGGCCAUCGCCAAAGUCCUGGAGCGUCUUCAGCUCGGCAGAAGCGCUUCCACCCCCGCCGGACCUACCGAGUGGAGAGGUCGGGAUGCGGUGAGGACGCUGGAGGAGCAGCUGCUCAAAGAGAAGGCCAAGAGUCAGCACUCGGCCAGCAAACGAUGCCAGGAGCAGCGACUCAUGAUGGAGCAGCUGGAUGAGCUGAGAGCGUCGGAGUGCGCGCUACGGCUUCACGUCAAGAGUCUCACCAACGAACUGGCGCUGCUACGCAGAAGAGGGACGCCCGUGUCCGGAUGCGCAGACAUUUAUCGCUCGCGCAACCCUGUCAGGGGUCGCUCGGGAUCCAGAGAACGGCGAGGCGACCGAGCGCAAAGGUCCGCGGAAAGAGGAACGAGAGUGGACUCGGCGGGGCCGCGCGCCGUCGUGCGAAGGUCAUCGCCUUCUCCCACAGGGUCUCGAGCUCCUCGCUUUGACCCGACGGCGUACAUCCAGGACAGACAGCGGCGCUUAAGAGAAUCCGAACUCAAAAAACAGUUAAAGGUGCGACGAGACUUGAUGGUGUCGCCGUCCAUGCUACCCGAACGAGGCCGUUCCCGCUCCAGAGAGGCUUGUCCUCGGUUACGUCGAUCCGGCAGCCGAGGUCGGAGUUUGUCGGUGGAGCGGCGGGGGAGCGGGAACUCCUCGGAGAGCUCUCUGCUGGAUAUGGAGGAAAUGACCAAGGCGCUGUUCAGGGGAAGGAAACGGACCUUCAACGGCCCCGGUGUGUCCAGAGGUAGCCUGAUUACCCGGAAGCCAUUAAGCAGCACUCCAACGUACAGAAUGAAGGAUAAAGACGGCUCCAUGGACACCGGCGCGGAGUUGUCGGAGAUAGAUGCCAGGCUUCAGGCCCUGCAGGAGUGCAUGAGGGACUUGGACACGGGAUAUUGACAGAUGGCGCAGCCUGACGGGACCGAACGGCGUCGGCAGCUCCGGACACCAUUUUGUUUUGAGCGCGAGACAGUUUAUGCUUAUGACGUCAAACGAAAGCAAUCACUGUGGAAGUCUACACAGUACUUUUUCAUGACUGUUUUUUUAUAUUAAAGUAUUGUGAAUAAAUGUGACAGUAAUAUUCAAAGUGCUGCUUUUUCGUCACGUUUUUGUAAAAUAGCACUCAAAAAGACUUUUAACAUGGAAAAAUGCUUUUUAUUUUACUGUAAUGAACCUUAAAUAACUUGGAAUUCUUCAGUCCCUUCAAUGACAACAGUGCAAAAACAUCUUAGACAAAGUAUAUAACAACGUUACGAAAUGCAGUGUCAGACAAAAUAUUGGGCAUACUUGGUCAGUGUCUCACUGAGAGACCGAUAUUUGUCGUAAUCCCUUUUAGUAGUACAGUACUUGGAAAAAAAUAGCACUUAACCACCAAAAAAAAAACAAGGCAAGAGAUACAUUAAAGUGCUUAAUGCUGAGAACCUGAACAACAGUUGAAAUGAUUCCAACUAUUAACUUUUGGGGGGAAAAAUGGCACAUUAAGAAAACUUUUGAACGCAUGUCUUAAUGAAUACCAAAUUCUUCAGUUUCCAGCUGCUCAUGAGGUUUUUUGUGUGCUCGCAGCAGGCGUCUCCCCCGCCAUCUCUUGACUGCGUCGCUUGCUCAAAAUGGUCUGGAUGUGCAGUGUGAGCUGGAAUAAAAGCAAUGAAGCCCUUUCAGAGACUGUGGACAUCUAUUCAAAAGUGCUAGUUA